Aspergillus candidus is the source of this 1602-nucleotide messenger RNA. RefSeq names its product cellulase family protein. The transcript has a single exon. NCBI's taxonomy places the organism in Eukaryota, Fungi, Ascomycota, Eurotiomycetes, Eurotiales, Aspergillaceae. The record is from RefSeq and is a predicted model, not a curated record. Bases 232 to 1518 code for a protein of 428 amino acids. Gene Ontology annotation, molecular function: hydrolase activity, hydrolyzing O-glycosyl compounds.
UAUAUAUAUAGGGCGGUAUACGGUCACGGACAUGAUCUACAGGCAUUACACCACUAAUGACAAACAUGACAGCAUCCAUUGAUCCUUGAGUCCAAAGAAGUUUAUAUUUACUACCGAGAAGCAUCCACGAUUAGAAUCUGCCAUUGAUCUCUACCAUGCAGACGACGUGGGGGCUGCCACUAGAGGGAUGAUCAUUUCCCCUCUCUUACAACGGAUCCUACUCAGGAUCCGAUGCUCCAUGAAAACUUGACCUCCUACAACACCCUCGCCAUGAUGUUCCCAGCCCUCCUAUUGCUGUUAUCCUUAGCACAUAGGGUCAUAGGCGAGCUACACACCUCGUCUCGAUGGAUCCUCGACGACAAGGACCAGCGCGUCAAACUGCGCUGCACCAACUGGGCAGGGCACAUGGAAGUCAACAUCCCUGAAGGCCUCCAACACCAGCCCAUCGACACCAUCGCAUCCUGGAUCUACGACAACGGGUUCAAUUGCGUGCGUCUGACCUACUCCAUCGACAUGGCACUCAACCCCUCCGUGUCCGUGUCAGACUCAUUCAACACGGCCGCCUCCGCAGCGGGCGUCCCCCCCUCCGCCCUCCAAGCCCUCUACACCCAAGCAUCCAAGCACAACCCCCUCCUCACGACCGCGAGCCGACUCGACGUCUUCGCGGCCGUCAUCGACUCCCUCCACCGCCGUGGCGUGUACACCAUCCUCGACAACCACGUCUCGCGCGCCAGCUGGUGCUGCAACUUCACCGACGGCAACGGCUGGUGGGACAAAGCGCAGGGCUACAACGACCUCAACAGCCGCUACUUCGACACAGACGCCUGGCACCGCGGGCUCGAAGCGAUGGCGCGAUUUGCCUCCUCACAAGCAGGCGUAGUAGGCAUGUCGCUGCGCAACGAACUCCGCGCGGUCCCACUCAUCCAAGACCUGAACGUCCACGCAGACUGGUACGACCAGUUGACGCGCGCAGCGCAGAAAGUGCACGACACCAACCCGUCAGUCCUCAUCAUCAUCGGCGGCGUCUACGGCGGAACAGACCUCUCCUUCCUGCGCAUUAAGACCCUAGACGCUGGGGACUGGGCCCAGAAGCUCGUGUGGGAGUUCCAUGCCUACGCUUUCUCCCUGACGCAGCCGAACCCCGGUCGUCACUGUAAUGUCGCGUCUGCCGAGUACGGCGCCUCCAACGGCUUUCUCCUCACCCAGGAGAAGGACUACACGGGUCCACUGUUUCUGUCUGAGUUUGGCGUCGCCAUGACUGGCGGCGGGGAGGAGACCUCCGGCUUGUCGGAGGAUGAUCUGGGCUACUUGAAGUGUUUGGUGGAGUAUAUGGAGUCUAAUGAUGCCGAGUGGGCGGUGUGGGCCCUCCAGGGGAGCUACUAUGUGCGCGAUGGGCAGGUUGAUAUGGAUGAGAGCUUUGGGCUGCUGACAAAGGAUUGGAGUCGCUGGCGCAACCCGCAAUUUCGAGGGUUGCUGGGUGGGAUGUGGGAUGUAACGCAGGGCCCGGGCAAGGAGUAGAGUCCGCGUUUGCAUGUUACAUGUACAUACUCGAUGAUGCGGGCUGAAUGUCUGAUAUGUACUUGCACUUGUGCUAAAUGUGCU